ACUUUCAACCUGGCAGAGGUUGUAAACUUCGUCACCAUUCCACAUUUUUCCGUUUCAAAACGGACAUACUCAAUAUACUGGCAGAUUUUGAAUAUCCACGCCCAAAAAAUACACGGGCGUCUCCCACAUACUUAAAAACGUUCAGCACAAAACACCACAUGGUCAUACACGACUCUGAUGCGAAAGUGCAAUGUGAGAUCUGCGAGAAAAUGUUGAAAACUCCAGCAACCUUACACAACCACGUAAAAUGGCUCCACUCGAACCGGGACCGACCCAGUUGUGACAUUUUCCAUCGAGUAUUUUUAAAACAUGCAACUCUUCGUAGACAUAUGGACACCGUUCACAGCAAAAUCGAACGACCUCGUUUGCCAUGCGGAUAUCCUGGAUGUGAAAAAACCUACUUGCGUAGGGAUGAUUUGUCACACCACGUAAAAACUGAACAUGUCGAAAACCCGACCCGAUUUCCGUGCACCCUUUGCGGUAAAGAAUUUAAAGUCAGGAGCAAACUUGAGAGGCACAUUUCCACCCACACGACGGAGAAAGCGUAUACUUGUUCCACUUGUGGGAGGAGAUUCGCUAGCCAGACAGCCAUGAAAACUCAUGAGGUUACACAUUUGGAAAAAUCGACCCGAAGGAUUUUCAAGUGUGCACUUUGUCCUGCAACUUUCUUAAGUAAAACAGCCUUACAAAGGCAUGGCCAAGUUGUGCAUGAAAAUCGCAGGAACCAUCCGUGCACCUUUUGUGACAAAAGAUUCUCGACACAAGGCAAGUACCUCGAUACCGCACAGCGCUGGGCCUCAAUUGCUUAAUAGUAUGUAAGUGCGUCGAAGUUGUGGAACUCACUCCCAGUGUAACAUUACAUACCCAAAAUUUGUUACACAAUGUCGAGAGUUUAUUAUUGGUAGAAGAAAUUCCACUUAUUGUUAGUUAUUCAUUUAUAUUUUGUCUACCUUAUAGAUAUUAUUUACAUAGUCUAGUUGCUAUUUAGAGUAUAUGUAUUUUGUGUCAUGGUUUGUAAACCAGUUUGUAAUUAGCUGAUAUCUAUUGACACUUGAAUAAAAGAACACUUGAACUUGAAACU
Molecule: messenger RNA, 1081 nt
Organism: Folsomia candida
Lineage: Eukaryota; Metazoa; Arthropoda; Collembola; Entomobryomorpha; Isotomidae
Product: zinc finger protein Xfin
Exons: 5
Coding region: 159-809 (216 amino acids)
Source: RefSeq, a predicted model, not a curated record